AUGGAACAGACAUCACAUUCAUCAAGUCGACCGAAAAGGAAACACGAUAGCAUGAUAAAUGAAAAUCUAGAAACCUUUCAAAAUGAGAUAAAAUUGAUACUACAACAGUGGAAAGAGGAACAAGAUAGUAAACUAUUACAGAUUCAAAAUGAUAUGGAUACUAUAAAGGGUCAAAUUUCAGAUAUUAAAAAAACUAAUACAGAUAUAGAAAAAACCUUGGAAUUUAUGACAGGUCAGUAUGACAAUUUAAACUUAAAAGUGAAUAGUCUUGAAAAGGAAUGUAAGGAUUAUUCUGCUAAAAUAACUAUAUUGGAGAACAGGAUUGAAGAUAUGACUAGGCAUAAUUUUCAAACGAAGAUUGAAAUUAAAAAUGUUCCAAUGGAAUAUCCAGAAUCUCAGCCAAAGUUGUUAGAAAAAGUCCUUAACAUUUCAUCCAUACUAAAUAUCGAUAUAUCGUCGCAAAUCCGCAACGUUCAACGAUUAUCAGUAAAAGCUCAGACUAAUAAUCCCAUUGUGGACGAGUUCACUUCUCCUAUCUCAGCAAAUAAGUUUCUAAACGCAGUUAAAAAAUUUAAUUCUCCAUUAAUCAAAGCCAAAAAACUAAGCACGAACUAUCUUGGGAUAUCUGGACCGCACAAACCAAUUUACAUAACGGAACUUUUAACACCAAAAACGAAAAGACUAUUCUAUUUAACAAGGGAACUCAAUAAGAACAAAUUUUUCAAAUAUUGCUGGACUGUCAAUGGAAAAAUUUAUCUCAGAAAGGAGGAAGGGUCCCAACUAAUACAAGUACGCAGUGAGGAGCAACUUCAGGAAAUAAGGAACAAAAAUUCUCUUUGA
Messenger RNA from Pararge aegeria (speckled wood butterfly), 840 nucleotides. RefSeq lists its product as uncharacterized. The coding region runs from base 1 to 840 and encodes 279 amino acids. The transcript has a single exon. Lineage: Eukaryota; Metazoa; Arthropoda; Insecta; Lepidoptera; Nymphalidae. The record is from RefSeq and is a predicted model, not a curated record.